AUGGACGAAAAUUACGGAGGCGGAUUUGAUUUGAUUUCAGCAGAUAUCGAAAAGAGUUAUAUUCGACAAAAUUUACCCAUUCGACGUCAAAGUCUCAUUGUUUACCAUGACCAACUUCAUGCCAGGUCAGAAUCGACUCGCAAAGAAUUGUGGAAUGAUAUGCAACCACUCUCUAAACUCAAGAGUGUAUUUUCUCGACUCCACCCAAAUGAAACAUUGACAACAUCUAAACGAAGUCAUUGUAACCACGAUGUAAAGAAAAAGAAAAAAAAGUCAACAGGGAAAAAUCAUCAUGCAGGCAUCAUUUAUACUGCAUUAUUAUCACAUGUAUCCAAAGAUUUCUUGAAAAAGAUACAAUUGUCAACGAUUGGAGAAUAUCAUGACGUCUUUGAUGGAACCACAGCUGUGAAUUGCAUUCUGGAUAUUCUAAAUACAAAUGACAGAAAUUUGGCCUUGUUGGUGGGUAGAGCCUUGGAAAAUCAAGAUUUGUUUCACCACGUGGACUAUAAAUACAAAUUACGAGAUUCAGAUACAGAAUUAUAUCAAUUUCAAUUUAUUCAUCAUGACGAUACCAUCUUUCUCGAGACAAUGUCAGUGCCAUCGGCUUGUAAAACAUUACCCAUAAAUGGUAUCUUUUCUGUUUUAACAGAUUGUUAUUCACCAACAUGCACAAGAAAAAGUCCGUGCUAUAGUAUCAGCUGUCCCCGGAUGAAGGAAAAAAAAAUCUUCCCCCCCAUCCUCUUCUUACUACUAAUGAUCCCCUUCCUAAAAAAAAAAAAAAAAAAAAAGCGUUCCUUAUGGAGACAUUCAGUACCUUUAAAUGUUGUCCUGGGUGCUAACAAUCUAGAGCAAAAACGUCAAGAAUGCAUCUAUGAGCUUAUCUAUACCGAAGAAGAUUUCACAAAAGACAUGCAUUAUGUGCAAGACUUUUGGAUAGAACCUAUUCGAUGGGGAGAUAUCAUCCCGAUUGAAAGAAGAAAUGAUUUUAUAACAGAUGUAUUUUGGAACAUCAAGGAUAUUGAAAGAGUGAGUUCUGCACUCUCCAAGGACCUCACAAGCAGACAAGAUAAACAUACGAUUAUACCAAGGAUCGGUGAUAUUCUCUUGAAUCACGUCAAGGAUUUUCAACCGUUUGUGAUUUACGGUGCUCAUCAAAUCAUUGGCAAACACGAGUACGAAUUAGAAAAGAAACGAAACGUCAAACUACAACAGUUUGCAGAAAAGUUGGAGAGACAACCUGAAUCGCGUCGGUUGGAAUUAAAUGGUUAUUUGACAAAGCCCACGUUAAGAUUAGGCCGGUAUAACCUGUUACUGAAUACCAUUCAUCAACUCACCCCAGCCAAUCAUCAGGAUUAUCAGGAUCUACCAAAAGUCAUUCGGACCAUUACCGAGUUUAUGAUCCUGUUGAAUAAAAAGGUUGGGUUGUCGGAUAAUGCGUUUCAUCUAGAGCAAAUAGCUUCAAAGAUACUACCCACUAAAGGACUUGCGAAUUUGGACCUGUUGGAUCCAAAGCGACAACUGAUUAUGCGUGGAAAGAUGAAGCGCUUUAAUGAUCAAACUUGGGAUAUUCAAGUAUUUCUAUUUGAUCAUUAUCUCGUCAUUUGUAAAAUAAAAUACCAAGAUGGGUUAGAGUACUAUAAAGUAUAUGGAAAGGUAAAUCUGUGA
This is a messenger RNA of Mucor mucedo, 1665 nucleotides long. Its product is annotated as Dbl homology domain-containing protein. The coding region runs from base 1 to 1665 and encodes 554 amino acids. Gene Ontology annotation, molecular function: guanyl-nucleotide exchange factor activity. The record is from RefSeq and is a predicted model, not a curated record. NCBI's taxonomy places the organism in Eukaryota, Fungi, Mucoromycota, Mucoromycetes, Mucorales, Mucoraceae. Gene Ontology annotation, biological process: intracellular signal transduction. The transcript is spliced from 7 exons.